GUGACCCCCCCUCCCCAAUCUGGCAAACAUCCUGUUUUUUUUCUGGUUUUUUUAAGUAUCAUUGAGCAAGUCCCCGGAUCCCUGCUGACAGUGGGGCCCAGCUCUGUAGUUGACCAGCGUGACCUCUGUUGAGGGAGACAGCUGGUUAUACAAUACGAGUGAACCCGAGGAACUUCUUACAUGUAAUAUUUGAUAUAUAUUCACUGCAGACAUAGAGACAGGUAUCAGUAUGUGUUGCAGGAGUGUGACGCUAAAACUGAUUUCAGCUAAAGGCUGCUCGUCCCACGCUAGACUUUGUGAGUUUCCAUUUGCUUUGGCAGUUAUCCUUUAAAAAAAAAAAAAAAGCAGCACCAUGUGACGCAAGAGUCAGGAGGGAUGAACAUGGUGUUUAACUUGGCUCUGCUUUCAUGUUUAAAGUACAGGAUAUAUAAGCAGCGACCUGCACCAGCUCUGCCUCUCAUCUUUACCAGUGUCUGCUCAUCUGUGGUACCUUAUUUUUGUUGCAUUUCACACAGAAAUGAAUCUCCUGAGCUUCACUGUGGUGCUGGGACUGCUGGUGGGGACAUGGGCUCAACCCAUCGUGCGAAGGCCUCUGUGUGACUCCCCCGAGGCGGAGGAGGCUGCUCUGGUGGCGCAGGAUUACCUCAACGGCCAGCACCAUCAUGGCUACAAGUAUGUACUGAACCAGAUCAAUGACAUCAAGGUCUACACGAAGCCAGACGGAGAUGAAUACGACAUGGAAGUUGACCUGCUGGAGACAGACUGUCACGUGUUGGACCCGACGCCUCUUGCCAACUGCACAGUCAGGCCCAAAGUACAGACGGCGGUAGAAGGAGACUGCGAUGUGGUGCUGAAGAAUGUCAGCGGUGUUCUGAAGGUCAUUGCAUUCAAGUGCAAAUCAGAGGUAUCCACAGAGGAUUUGUGUUUGGGCUGUCCCACCCUCCUUCCCCUCAAUCACACCGAUGCGCUGGACUUUGUCCAAGCCUCUCUGACAUCCUUCAACAACAUGACAGUGGACACAACACACGUUCUUCUCGAGGUUGGAAGGUUGUCAUCACAGAUUGUGUCUGGUGGGCCCAUCUUCAUAACAGAAUAUGUGGUUGUUGAGGGAAACUGCACCGAGGAUCCCUGCGUGCCCCUGAACGAUGCCAUGGCUACUCGUGGGAUUUGUACAGCCAAAGGUACAAUCGCCCAACACAGCGUGGACUGCAAGAUGUUCUCCACUCUGAUUCCCAUUGUAGAUGCCAACAGCACUGCAGCUGCAGACCCCCUCCUACCACCAGCGGUUCAUGUGCACACACACGGCCUGUCACACAAGCACGGCCACAGCCACCACAAACUGACGGCUCUCCACAACCCCCAUCAAAACAUCCUGUUAUCUGCAGAGUCAGCUGAAGUUGUACCUGUCGUCCCUGCUGCUGCUUUUCCAGCUGCAGAUCCAGCUCUUGCUGCAGAUUAUGAUACAGCUGGAGAAUCUUUACAGAGUAAGGAGCCACCUCUUUUCUUCAGGAAGAGAGAUGUAUCUGCUGCCAUCAUGGUUGAUGCUCCUGCUGCUCAAACAGGACCAGUUUCUCUCGUGCCAGUGUGCCCAGGAAGAGUCAGAUUCUUCUAAGUGUUCAAGUCCCACAGA
Molecule: messenger RNA, 1630 nt
Organism: Oreochromis niloticus (Nile tilapia)
Lineage: Eukaryota; Metazoa; Chordata; Actinopteri; Cichliformes; Cichlidae
Product: alpha-2-HS-glycoprotein
Exons: 8
Coding region: 518-1612 (364 amino acids)
Biological process (GO): negative regulation of endopeptidase activity
Cellular component (GO): extracellular region; blood microparticle; extracellular matrix
Molecular function (GO): cysteine-type endopeptidase inhibitor activity
Source: RefSeq, a predicted model, not a curated record